Molecule: messenger RNA, 3378 nt
Organism: Rhizophagus irregularis DAOM 181602=DAOM 197198
Lineage: Eukaryota; Fungi; Glomeromycota; Glomeromycetes; Glomerales; Glomeraceae
Biological process (GO): intracellular calcium ion homeostasis; manganese ion transport; calcium ion transmembrane transport
Cellular component (GO): Golgi membrane; endoplasmic reticulum; plasma membrane
Molecular function (GO): ATP hydrolysis activity; P-type calcium transporter activity; ATP binding
Source: RefSeq, a predicted model, not a curated record
AAGCAAUAAGCAUCCUAGUGAAUAUAAGUCACUAAGCCAACCAUAAACACAUCAAAUAAGCCUUUAUAAUUCAAAUAACAAGCCCCGUAAUAUUUUAAUAAUUCAAUAUAAAUUCCUUCCAAUCUUUGCUUUCCUAAGCCGAGAAAUAAUAAGCCGGAUGAAAAAAUUAGUCAGUAAUAUUGGCCUUUUUUUUUGUUGCAUGAGUUUGAUUUUUAUUUUCGUGUACCAUACGUGGCAAUAACGAGGCUUGAAAAAGCUACGCCGCAAUUGCUUGAAAGUUGGAUUUUAUUUAUAUUCAUGCUGUGUUUUAUCCAUAAAAGGAUUGUUUGCAAUAAUUAUUUCUGUAACCUUUCGAAGCAGAAAAUACUUGUACACAGGAUUGUACACCACCGAUUUUCCUGCUGCUUUUUUUUAAUUGGAUGAAAUUUAAAUCUCGAUAUCUCUGUCAUCUUAUAAAUGUCCACAGAGAAAAUUCCUUCACGAAAAAAGAUUUCUUUUUUCUGUCAAAUGGAGGGUUCAACGAUUCCUUCAGAAUAUUUUGCUCGUUGUACAGUUGAGAAAACCCUUUCUGAAUUUCACACAGAUACUGAAUCUGGACUUUCAACAAAGGAAGCUCUUCAUAAGCUAAAAACUUGCGGUUAUAAUGAAUUUGAAGUCGAAGAUGGCGAAUCCGUUAUUAUCAAAUUCUUAAAACAAUUUGUAGAGAACCCACUCAUUUUAUUACUUCUUGGUUCGGCUGCUGUUUCCUUAAUGAUGGGAAACCGGAAUGAUGCUUUUUCCGUGCUUUUAGCGGUAUUAAUUGUUACGACAGUUGGUUUUAUACAGGAGUAUCGAUCAGAGAAAUCUUUAGAAGCACUUAAUAAGCUAGUUCCUCAUUAUUGUCAUCUCAAACGUGAUAAUUCAUGGAUAACUACUUCAGCAACUGUUUUGGUACCAGGCGAUUUGGUUCGUUUUGGUAUUGGAGAUAGGAUUCCCGCCGACGUUCGGAUAACUUCCGCCGAGAGUUUGGAAAUUGAUGAAUCUAAUUUGACUGGCGAGGCCAAACCUCGUUCAAAAAUAACGGAAAGUAUUGAUGUCAAUAAUGGAUAUGAUAAGAUAACAAUACAGGAUCAAAGAAAUAUAGCUUUUAUGGGAACACUUGUCAAAAAUGGACACGGACAGGGUAUAGUUGUUGGUACUGGUUCACAGACGGAAUUUGGUGUUGUAUUUUCCAUGGUUAGGGAGGCCGAAACACCAAAGACACCUUUUCAACUAAGUAUGAAUGAACUUGGGAAAAAACUAUCCUAUCUAUCUGGUGGUAUAAUUAUAGUUAUUGUCAUUAUUGGAAUUAUCCAAGGGCGUGAAUGGCUAGAGAUGUUUACUAUAGGAGUAAGUUUGGCCGUCGCUGCUAUUCCCGAAGGCCUUCCGAUUGUUGUUGCGGUAACUUUGGGGUUGGGAAUUUUAAGAAUGGCAAAAAAAAAUGCUAUUAUAAAGAAAUUGCCAUCUGUCGAAACUCUCGGAUCUGUCAAUGUGAUUUGUGUAGAUAAAACCGGUACACUUACCGAAAAUAUGAUGACCGUCACGAGGAUAUUUACUUUGGAUGAAGAAACCACUUUCGAUUUGGAACAUGGCUUACCUACCAAGACUAGUUCUGCUAUGCGUGAAGUUCUUAAAAUUGGCGGAGUAUGUAAUAAUGCUAGUAUUAACGAAAAUGGAAAGAAAUAUGGACAAGCAACAGACGUUGCUUUGCUUGAUGUUAUAAUAAAAAUGAAUAUGGAAGAUGAGAUAAAGAGUUUUCGUCGUACAUCCGAAAUUCCUUUUAAUUCCGAUCAGAAAUGGAUGUCGGUAUCUGGAAAGUUUGAAGGAUCUCAAGCCGAUACUGUUUACUUCAAGGGGUCCAUUGAAGCAGUUUUAUCAAGAUGUGCUACUUAUUAUGUAUCUGAAACUCAUAAGCCACCGUUGGAUGCUUCUGCAAAGGAAUUAGUGAUGCGUCAUGUCAAUGCAAUGUCUUCUCAUGGUCUUCGAGUUCUUGGUGUUGCAUAUGGACCUGAGCUCACUGAACUUACCUUUGUAGGUUGUGUGGCAAUGUACGAUCCACCAAGGAAAGGAGUUGAAAAUGCCAUUAAACAGUUAAUUAAAGGUGGUGUUAAAGUUGUUAUGAUAACGGGAGAUUCUGAUCAAACUGCGCUUUCCAUAGCAAGGAAACUGGGAAUCCCAGUUAAUCAUUCAUCACGGUUAAGUUGUCUCACUGGAAGUGAAAUUGAAGCAAUGGAUAAAGAACAAUUGAGAAAUGUUAUUAGUAACAUUUCCGUUUUUGCAAGAACAGCACCUAAGCAUAAAAUGGCCAUAGUUCAAGCACUACAAUCAACUGGCGCAAUUGUGGCCAUGACAGGUGAUGGUGUAAAUGACGCACCAGCUUUAAAAAUAGCUGAUAUCGGUAUUUCAAUGGGUAAAAGUGGUACAGACGUUUCCAGAGAAGCUGCCGAUAUAAUAUUGGUAAACGACGAUUUUACAACUAUUUUAGAUGCGGUAAAAGAAGGAAAAUCUAUAUAUUAUAAUAUCCGAAAUUUCUUAACUUUUCAAUUGAGUACCAGUAUUGCAGCGUUGACACUAAUAACAAUGUCCACGAUUUCUGGAUUACAAAAUCCUUUAAAUGCAAUGCAAAUUUUAUGGAUUAAUAUAUUAAUGGAUGGCCCACCCGCACAAUCGCUUGGAGUUGAACCUGUUGAUGAAGGCGUAAUGCGUCAACCACCUAGGAAAAAGAAUGCACCUAUACUUACUACAGCAUUAAUUAUGAGAGUUGUAACUUCAGCAGUUGUUAUGGUUGCUGGUACAUUAUUUAUAUAUGUUAAGGAAAUGCGCGAUGGUAUUGUUACAGCUCGUGAUACUACAAUGACAUUUACUUGUUUUGUUCUAUUUGACAUGUUUAAUGCUUUAAGUUGUCGUUCAGAGAAAAAAUCAAUUUUAGAAUUGGGCUUAUUUUCAAAUACAAUGUUUAAUCUUGCCGUUGUUGGUUCAUUAAUCGGACAAUUAUGUGUAAUUUAUAUGCCAUUUUUCCAAGCGGUUUUUCAAACAGAGGCCUUAACUCAUUCAGAUAUAUUUUUGCUUGUCCUAUUGACAUCAUCGGUAUUUUGGAUUGACUCAUUUCGUAAAUAUUAUCAAAAACGAAAACGAGGAGAAGAACCGGUAGAAAAUAUUGAAAUGGUAUAGAAUGUUAUAGAAUGUUAUAGAAUAUAAUUGAUACAUAGAUACAUAUUACACACGAUAAGCAUGAUUAUUAAUUAUAAUUUUAAUAUUCAUAUUUCGGAUUAAACAAAAGCAAUAGCAAAAUAUUUAAUUUUUUUCUCCGAAUACUAUAUUAAUUACUUAUAAUGUAUAAUAUACAUACGAUAUUUCACA